AUGACCAUCAUCAACACAGGCGCUCUGAGUGAUGGUCAGGACUCAUCAGAGGCCAGCCCCAUCAGAAACACACACACAGGCCAGGUCCGAGGCAGCCUUGUCCAUGUGAAGGACACCAAAAUUGGUGUCCAUACCUUCCUGGGAAUUCCCUUUGCCAAGCCACCUGUAGGACAACUGCGCUUUGCUCCCCCUGAAGCCCCUGAGCCAUGGAGUGGUGUGAGAGAUGGAACCUCACAUCCAGCCAUUAUUUUCACAAAGACUGUUGCCAACCUGUCUGGAUGUGAGGCCAAGGACUCAGAGGCCCUGGUGCACUGUCUGAGAGGCAAACGUGAAGCAGAGAUUCUGGUCAUUAAUAAGGUGUUCAAGAUCAUCCCUGCUGUGGUAGAUGGGGUAUUCCUACCCAGGCAUCCCAGAGAGUUGUUGGCCUCUGUGGAUUUUCACCCUGUCCCCAGCAUCAUUGGUGUCAACAAUGAUGAGUAUAGUUGGAUCCUCCCCAUGGUCAUGGGCUCUGCUCAAACAAUAAAGGAAAUAACCAGAGAGAACCUGCAGGAUGUUCUGAAGAAUACAGCAGCACAAAUGAUGCUGCCUCCUGAGUGUGGUGACCUGCUAAUGGAAGAGUACAUGGGGGACACUGAAGAUGCCCAGACCCUCCAAAUACAGUACACAGAGAUGAUGGGAGACUUCAUGUUUGUGAUCCCUGCACUCCAAGUAGCACAUUUUCAGCGUUCCCACAACCCUGUCUACUUCUAUGAAUUCCAACAUCAAUCCAGCUUCCUCAAGAGUAUCAGGCCACCCCACGUGAAGGCUGACCAUGCUGAUGAGGUUCCUUUUGUCUUUGGGUCCUUCUUCUUUGGCAUGAAACUUGUCCUUACUGAGGAGGAAGAGCUAUUGAACAGGAGGAUGAUGAAGUACUGGGCCAACUUUGCAAGAUAUGGGUGA
Messenger RNA from Peromyscus maniculatus bairdii (prairie deer mouse), 939 nucleotides. The record is from RefSeq and is a predicted model, not a curated record. NCBI's taxonomy places the organism in Eukaryota, Metazoa, Chordata, Mammalia, Rodentia, Cricetidae.